CUUUCAUGUUAGGGCAGCGCCGGGUACCAGUCCCAGAUACGUGCAUUCACCACGGCCCUAGCUAGAUCUGAGCCGGGCGUUUCCGCGUUGGAAGGAAGUCUGAACAUGGCUGCCACACUGAGACCCUAUCUACAAGCUGUAAGGGCAACCUUACAGGCUUCUAUGUGCCUUGAAAACUUCUCCUCGCAGGUUGUAGAAAGACAUAACAAACCAGAGGUGGAAGUCAGGAGUGGAAAGGAGUUGCUCCUUAUGCCAGUAGUCAUCAGCCGAAAUGAGAAAGAAAAAGUUCUGAUUGAAGGAUCAAUUAACUCAAUCAGAAUAAGCAUUGGUAUUAAACAAGCUGAUGAAAUUGAGAAGAUCUUGUGUCACAAGUUCAUGCGCUUCAUGAUGCUUAGGGCGGAAAACUUUUUUAUUCUCCGACGAAAGCCUGUUGAGGGUUAUGAUAUCAGCUUCCUCAUAACCAACUUCCACACGGAGCAAAUGUACAAGGACAAGUUAGUAGACUUUGUCAUCCAGUUUAUGGAAGAAAUUGACAAGGAGAUCAGUGAGAUGAAACUUAGUGUCAAUGCCAGGGCCCGUAUUGUUGCAGAGGAAUUUCUGAAAAAGUUUUAAGAUAUUAGAUGCAGCUUAAUGGAAGCUAAUAAGGGGCAGCUAAAGAUGUGAUCACUCUUUUCUGUUUGAAGCACCAGACAUCAUAGGAGAAAACAAGCUGUUUUGUAGGUUUGGCUUUAUUACACGUAAAUAGGAUCCUGUAUACAGGGGAUUUUGGAACCGUGUUCAUGACUUCAUAACUUCCUUCAACCAGGUACAUAGACGUGUUUGGGUGUCAGUUGUACAUCUAUCAAGUGCUACAGUUGAGAUGGUCUGCAACACAUUUACUUUGUUAAAUGGCAAAGUUUUCCAAGUAUUUCUCGACAAAUUAAGGCAUUUUUGCUUUGCUGUCAUUUUGAGGAGACACUCUUCUUUUCACAGGUUAUCUGUUCAAAUUGUAAACUCUAAAUUUGCCUACUGAAAGGUAUUUGUGAGAAAACUUUUGCUCACUGGCCCACUUUGAUACAUGUACACUGAAACAACUUGAAACUACCCCCCCAAAAAACCCAAAAUAACACAGCAAAAUAGCCUAACUUUUGGCAAAUUCUAGUACAGAAAUAAGCUGUAAUAUUUAGGGCCUUUAAAUAGUCUGUGUCAAGGGGAAAAUCUUGUGUAUGUUCUGUUCAAACUUGAAUGCUCCUUUCAGGAAUAUUUGUGUUCCCUUUUGAGAAUUCGUAGUGGUCCUACAUAUUCCUAUUGGGAACGUGCCAUUCCCAAGUUGACAUUCACCGCUAUCCAAGUUACAUGUAUGCCCUGUAAGAACGAAGUGUUCCCGAAAUGCAACAAGUAAUUGCUGUCAAUGGAACAUUCUAUAGCAUUCCAAUUUUUGAGAUUUUCCCUGAACUAGAUUUUGAGGUGAAAGAACUUGAACUUGAAAUAUUUCUUUUACCUGUUACAAUUCUUUUGGGGGAGUUAAGGCUCUCUAAAAAGACAAUUACAUGUAACUCAGAAUGGCUUUCAGUUACCAAGGAGAAGUAGUAAAGAUCAGUCAGAGAUUCUAACAAUAAAUAGCAUUAUUUUGUACUCAAAUACCAAUGGUUUUCCGCCUCUUUCUCCAUGUUUACCAUAUCUUUCACUUAAAUGUGACCAUAAAAGUUCAAUACAUAAUCUAGUAAAUGUAAAAAUAAAUUAAAGCAAUAAUACAUAAUUCCUUUCGUACUCCCCUAGGGAACACUCAAACCUGUACCCCCCUUACAUGACCUUUCAGUUUGAAUGAGUUUAUGCUUUUAGAUAGCAUUUUAAAUACUCAUUAAAAAAAUCAACAGUAGAAAUGUUCAUAUGUAUAUUGAUCAUAAUACAUUGUUGGAAUCAGCCUGUGUUUUUUGCAAAAAUGAAAUAAAUGAGACUUAUUUCCAACAGGGAACACUGACAUGUUGUCAGUUUACCAUUGCUAGCUUGGUUCAUAAUUUAUUUGUUUUUGCAGGCACUUUGUAGGUUCAUUACAUGUACAUGUAAAAGUGUCCAAUUUUUGUUAUAAUGUAUGCAUAACUAAUACUAGUUGUAAAGUUAUUUGUUUACUCAUGUAAAGAAUUGCUCUUUUAGGAGAAUGCUUAUUUUCUGCAUAAUGUGCAAAUAAGACUUGAACAAAAAUUUGUUUUUCUUUUAAAGAGAAAUAAAAUUAAAUCCUCGGGCUUCUUGGAACUGAGGGAGUCUUUUCCUGUGCAUGUUUUCACAAGGAAGUACACCCUGUAAACUAUGUUCACUGUAAGACCAGGCCAAAUAAUAAAUGGACUGUCUUUGACGUUAUUUGAAUUUGGGGAACUGUCCUCACAAGUACACAUUCCACGCCAAGUUUCAUCAAAUUUGGAUGCACUAGUCUUGAAUGCCUAAUUUUGGAUGCAAGUUGUGGUAAAAUGUUAUUCGGACCAUUAAAAAGUAAACAUUUCAAGUUGGCAGUGCGGUUUAUAUGACCAUUGUACAAAAAAAAAAUGCUUCAUCUGGUUUGGCAAAAGGUAUGCAGACGUAUCAAUCAAAUUAUGAACUGCUUUGUUUCUUUGGGGUCAACUUAUCCUGAUUAGUAAUGUUUAUGGUUUAUUUCUUAGCUUCUAGGUUCUAUUUACCGUUUUUAUUUAAUGAUAAAAUUAGUGACAGUUCAACACGAACGCGUUCCAUACCAGCAGAAUUUAGACACAUUUUUAAUAGUUGCAUAGCUUUUCCAGAUUAAUGUGUAAGAUCAAUCUUCAAUUUGCCCAUUUGUUUAGCAGUGUACUAAGGGUAAAUAUUGUUGCAUACAUGUAAAAAAUUACAUGCAUUUUUUUUCUGUGAAAUUCGUAUGUCAUUACACACCUUUCAAAUUGCAAAAUAAAAGCAACGCAAGAAUUUCUAUA
Messenger RNA from Acanthaster planci (crown-of-thorns starfish), 2918 nucleotides. RefSeq names its product actin-related protein 2/3 complex subunit 4. Gene Ontology annotation, cellular component: actin cytoskeleton; Arp2/3 protein complex. Gene Ontology annotation, molecular function: actin filament binding. The record is from RefSeq and is a predicted model, not a curated record. Gene Ontology annotation, biological process: actin filament polymerization; Arp2/3 complex-mediated actin nucleation. NCBI's taxonomy places the organism in Eukaryota, Metazoa, Echinodermata, Asteroidea, Valvatida, Acanthasteridae.